CUUUUGAAGCCUGUUUUAGCUAUUAUCGUAUUCGUAUGUGAAGGGUCAUGAAUUACUUUGUCUUAAUAUUAUACCAUUCAAAACUCAGUAACAGCCCAACUCUGGUCUAAAGCUGUAAAUAUAAAUACUUAAGAGACAACCUUAAAAGAAGCUCUCCUCCAUGUGAUAUUGAUGGUCUCAAGAAUUAUGGCUUCUCCAUUCCUGUUCUUCACAUUUGCCAUUGCUUGUCCUCUGUUUUUGUUCAUGUUUCAAUCUCAGGCUGCUCCCAAUUUGGGUGUUGGCAGAGUUAAGGCUUCCAAGAUCGAUUCUCAGAAAGUAAACCUCUCAGUUUACUACGAUACUCUCAGCUUAAAUUGUUCUUCCUUCAUCGUUAGAAAUCUUGCCCGAGUUUUCGACCAAGAUCUCAUUACCAUUCUCAAUCUUAGGCUUGUUCCUUGGGGUAAUGCUCAUUUCAAUAAAUCUACCAAUGCCACUGUUUGUCAGCGUGGACCAGAUGAAUGCAAGCUAAGUACUUUGGAAGCCUGUGUUAUUGAUGUCUUCCAUGAUGUGAACAAACAAUUUGCUCUGAUUUACUGCUUUGAGUUUCUGGCUAUUGAAGGAAGACAAAACGACUGGAAAACUUGUUUCAACUCAUUGGGAUUGCCUCAGAAAUCUGUCUUGGAUUGCUAUAGCAGCGGGAAUGGAACAAAACUUGAAAGGAAAUAUAGUAAUGAGACUGUAAAACUCAAUCCUCCUCCUAGGUUUGUACCGUGGGUGCUAGUGAAUAAUCAACCAAUCCGAAAUGAUUAUGCAAAUUUUGCUCUCCAUGUGUGCAAUGCUUAUAAAGGUAGAAAUAUGCCCAAGGCCUGCCAAUCGCUUCCACCUAGCUAAGGUAGAAUGAGCUCCAGCAAGAAGGCAAUUUCCACCUAGUUUGAUAAACAUCUGAAGCAAAAACAUGCAGAUCUAAUAUAAGGAGAGAAAAUAAAUAAAUAAAUUCCCACUGGUUUCUUUUUACAAGUAACAAAAUUAGCAUACAUUCCAAUGAAUGAAUAAGUAACUGUCUCUUUUUUAAUUUUCAA
Ziziphus jujuba (common jujube) is the source of this 1058-nucleotide messenger RNA. Its product is annotated as gamma-interferon-responsive lysosomal thiol protein. The coding region runs from base 172 to 870 and encodes 232 amino acids. Gene Ontology annotation, molecular function: oxidoreductase activity, acting on a sulfur group of donors, disulfide as acceptor. The record is from RefSeq and is a predicted model, not a curated record. NCBI's taxonomy places the organism in Eukaryota, Viridiplantae, Streptophyta, Magnoliopsida, Rosales, Rhamnaceae. The transcript has 5 exons.